AUGAUUGAACGAAACUUCGACGAAGCAGAAUACAUGGAAUGGAUCUACUUCGCCGACAGACUCGAAACACACGACAUGAAAGGCCUAAUCGCCUGGUUCGAGUCGGAAAACUGCGACUACAGAAGCCCACCCAGCUUCUUCAUGGCCAUGGAUCGGUGGACGCUUGACAUCGUGAACGAUACCGCAGAAGCCAACGAUACCUGGGCCGAGUGCAUUUUUGCCUCGAAAGAGGGCGGGGAAUACGUCCUAUCGGACAAUCGCAAUAUUUCGUACGCGGAAUAUGAGUGCGGGUAUGGGUAUUGGCGGGACAGCUUCGAAGAAAGUAUUGUGCACUGCAUGCAGUUGGAACACCGCAAUCAGCAUUUUACGGAACUGGGCUUUGGCGAGGAGCAUUGGUAUUGGAAAGUGUAUCGGAAAUUUGCGGCGGAGUUCCCUAUGAGCCGGGAUGGUGGGCUUGAGGAUCCUAGGGUGCCGAAUGCUUACUUUCCUGGGCAGGGGAGGGUGGAAUUGAAGUAUAAAGUGAAGGAGCUUCUACCUGAGAUGCCUAAUGGGCCUACAAUGAUGGUGCCUAAUCUUGACUGGCGGGAUGAGGCGCGAAUUCAUGCUUACUCGGGUAUUGAAUGCAUCGGUAUAAGUUGUUAG
Penicillium argentinense is the source of this 642-nucleotide messenger RNA. RefSeq lists its product as uncharacterized. Lineage: Eukaryota; Fungi; Ascomycota; Eurotiomycetes; Eurotiales; Aspergillaceae. Bases 1 to 642 code for a protein of 213 amino acids. The transcript has a single exon. The record is from RefSeq and is a predicted model, not a curated record.